Molecule: messenger RNA, 2220 nt
Organism: Talaromyces marneffei
Lineage: Eukaryota; Fungi; Ascomycota; Eurotiomycetes; Eurotiales; Trichocomaceae
Exons: 3
Coding region: 1-2220 (739 amino acids)
Biological process (GO): fatty acid catabolic process; triglyceride biosynthetic process
Cellular component (GO): nucleus
Molecular function (GO): phosphatidate phosphatase activity
Source: RefSeq, a predicted model, not a curated record
AUGCAGUACGUGCGAAGCUUGAGCGGCCCGGUUUCCAAAACCUGGAAUUCAAUCAAUCCUGCCACUCUGAGCGGGGCUAUUGAUGUUAUAGUCAUCGAACAUGAGGAUGGAAGCCUUGCUUGUUCGCCCUUCCACGUCAGAUUCGGCAAAUUCUCGUUGCUUCGCCCCUCCGAAAAGAAAGUCGAGUUUAGAGUCAAUGGAGUCAAGCAAGAUUAUUCUAUGAAAUUGGGUGAUGGAGGAGAGGCCUUCUUUGUCUUCGAAACGACCGACAAUGUGCCUGCGGCACUCCAGACCUCUCCAAUAGUUUCGCCCGCCAGCAGUCCAGCGACCUCUGUCAAUGAACUGCCUUCUCUUCAAGACCCCCCUGACCUGGAUUUGGACGGUGCCAAUACCUCGAAGGUUGAGUCGACAGAUCCAGUUGGCAUUCCAAUUCCAAAUCACCGCUUUGGAAGUCACAAUCUCGGAAAUUUGACGCCGUUAUCACAAUCACCCAGUGACUCCGCGAUAUCGCGAAAUCGUCUCGACUCAUUCGAUGAGCACACCCUCGUGCCGAAGCUGGAUCGUUCGGCUUCUGAUGGCAUCCUACCACCAGAGAGCGAAGCCCUAGGGAGCGAACCGUCCAGUCCUGCCAGUUUGCUUCACGCGGUGACUCGAGCUACUAAUCAGGAUCGCCUUUCGACAAGCCCUCCGCCUCUCUCACCCAGCGAGGCUAUUUCGCGCGCGAAAGCCCUGUCGAAGAAACUGUCAGGCUCCAAUAUUCCUUCACAAGUAACCGAAACCGGCGAUCUCAUGUUGGACAUGACCGGAUACAAGAGUAGUGAGGAAGAUGCGCUUCGUGCGGAAGUUGUUGCACGUAAGAUUCUUUCCGAAGAAUUGGAGGGUAACUAUGACAUUGGGGCUUUGAUUGGCGCAGACGACCAUGGCAACCUCUGGAUCUACAGUAGUGAGGAGGCAAAAGCUGCCGCUGACCGUCGCGCUACGUUGAGCUCGCUUAAAUCACAUCCUGUGCCGUACAGUGAUGAUGCUAUCUCAGACCCAGGCUAUCACAGUGAUGGAGAACCAAACACUCUACAGACUCAGAUACAGACUCGUCAUCAACGUGCUCAAUCUGAUGUUCAGCCUGGCUUCCCCACUCCACCUCAAACUCCGCCGCAAGAUGCGAGCGUUGGAGAUCCUAAUCGGAACUAUGCGAAAACGUUGAGAUUGACCAGUGAUCAACUAAAAGCUCUCAAUCUCAAAGCUGGAGCCAACCCCGUUUCGUUCACAGUCAAUAAGGCUACAUGCCCAGCUACCAUGUACCUUUGGUCUUACAAGGUUCCUAUCGUGAUAUCUGAUAUUGAUGGCACAAUCACAAAGUCGGAUGUCUUAGGCCACGUCUUGAACAUGAUUGGACGUGAUUGGACACAUCAAGGUGUCGCAAAGCUCUUCACGGAUAUUGUGAGCAACGGAUAUAACAUCAUGUAUCUGACAAGUCGCUCUACCGGACAAGCAGACUUGACCCGAACAUAUCUCAAGGGAGUCUUGCAAGAAGGAUACAGACUACCACCAGGCCCAGUCAUCAUGAGCCCGGAUAGGACCAUUGCGGCAUUGCGACGCGAGGUUUAUUUGCGAAAGCCCGAGGUUUUCAAGAUGGCUUGUCUGCGUGAUAUCCUGAAUCUCUUCCCGCCAAAUCAUAAUCCCUUUUAUGCUGGUUUCGGUAAUCGUUUGACGGAUGCCUUGAGCUAUCGAUCUGUUAACAUUCCCUCGUCACGCAUCUUUACGAUCAAUUCUAAUGCUGAGGUCUCUUUGGACCUGCUGAGUCUGAACAAGUACAAGAGCAGCUAUGUGACAAUGAGAGAGCUCGUCGACCACUUCUUCCCUCCAAUCAGUCUACUUGUCCAAGGAGGUGGCGAGGAAUUCACGGACUUCACCUAUUGGCGAGAGCCUGCCGACUUGGAUGAUUUCUCAGUCACUGACAGCGAGGAAGAAGAGGAGGAACGUGAUCUCGAAAGCGAACACGAUUAUAGUGAUGACGAUACCAGCGACCUUGACGAGGAUGAACAAAUCGAGGAAAUGGGUGAUAGUUUCAUCUCUCGCGACUCUCUCGAGGAAAACGAACUGGCCGGUUCUAUGGUCGAUUCUGUCCUUGAGGAUGAAGAGACCUCCGAUGAGGAGUUAUCAGAAGCCGAUGAUGGUCUCCCCGACAUAGGCGGAGUGUCCUUGCAUGGGCCGCGUCAUUGA